UUUAUAUAUUUUUCAUUUUAUUCGCCUUAAAUUGUUAAUUCUAAUUGCUAAUUUCUUAAUAUUGCAUUUGUGAAGUGCAGUUAAACGCGCGAUAAACUGAUUUUUGGCAUUACUAACCAAUAAAACAAGCUUAAAUUCUUAAGAAAAAUCGUUUGACCAACUAUUUCUGAUUGACGAAAAUUUUGUUGUUUUUUCCCUCAACUUCUCAUCUUAUUGCAAUAAUUAACUGGUUAUUACUACUGUGUGUCGUCACUGAUUCCGCUCCACCACCAUCACUGACGGGCAAAUGAUUCCCGAUCGCAGUCAGACCAUUUCGUAUAUUUAUGUAUUUUAAAUGGUUUGACUUUCGAGGAGCGAACGCGGAGUUAACGAAGCAAGAUUAACAUAUUUUUCGAGUCGAUCAGCCAAGUGGCUGUGCGUGUAAACAACAGUACCAUCAUGCAGUUGCUGCUUUCGGCCAUAUGUAUGGCACUGACCAGUGCCGUUAUUGGGAAUGCCUGGUACCAGAAGAAGCAAUUCUAUCCGGCGGUGGUGUACAUCACCAAAUCGAAUGCAUCAAUGGCGGUGAUUUACAUUCAAUUCUUUGCCAUUGUCUUUAUGUUUGGUAAAUUGUUGCGAAAGAUCUUCUUGGGUACAUUGCGAGCUGCUGAAUUUGAACAUCUAUUGGAACGUUUCUGGUAUGCCCUGACGGAAACAUGUUUGGCAUUUACCGUAUUUCGAGAUGAUUUCAAUCCAAGAUUUGUGGCCCUGUUUACGGUGUUAUUGUUUCUCAAAUCAUUCCAUUGGUUGGCCGAAGAACGUGUAGAUUUUAUGGAACGUUCUCCCGUACUUGGGUGGCUAUUCCAUAUACGUGUGGCCAGUUUAUUAAUGGUAUUGGGCACAUUGGACUAUAUGCUGCUGAUGCAUGCCUACAAUUCGGCAUUGGCCCGCGGUCCCAGCGUACAGCUAGUAUUUGGUUUUGAAUAUGCCAUUUUAUUGACCGUGGUGGCGAGCACAGCUAUAAAAUAUGUUCUACAUGCAGCUGAAAUGCGUACGGACACACCAUGGGAAAAUAAGGCAGUUUUUCUACUCUACACUGAACUUUUUAUUGGUUUCAUCAAAGUCAUUCUGUACGUUUUGUUUGUCGUUAUAAUGGCGAAAUUCUAUGCCCUACCCAUGUUCGUAUUCCGACCAAUGUUCUUUACCAUACGUAACUUUAAGAAGGCUUUGAGUGAUGUGAUAAUGUCUCGACGCGCCAUACGUAAUAUGAAUACUCUUUAUCCGGAUGCCACACCCGAAGAGUUGAGAUUAUCCGAUAAUAUUUGCAUUAUUUGUCGUGAAGAUAUGGUUAAUCAUUCGAAGAAGUUACCAUGUGGUCAUAUAUUCCAUACAACGUGUUUGAGGUCAUGGUUCCAACGCCAGCAGACAUGUCCCACGUGUCGUUUGAACAUCUUAAGGGCACCGGCCACAAAUUCUACAGCUUUGCCAAGGCAAGAGGAUAAUAAUGCGGCAGCUGGCAAUGCUAAUGCUGUGCCAGUUGUAGCAGGAGUAGCACCGGCUGCCGUUGUUGCCCCGGUCAUACCAGGUGCUGCUGCGAUUGUUAAUGCAGCUAAUGUACCAAUUGUACCCAAUUUGGUGGCAAAUGCUCCAGACAACGCCACGCCAAUACCACCCACUCUUACACCCAAUCCCUUCGAACAACUGGUUGCAAAUGCUGGCCUAACAGCCAAUACGGUACCCAAUUUGGCAGGCUCUGGUGCAAAUGGUUUACCAAACUUUGCCGGCUUACCUAUGAUGCCGCCACCAUUUAUGAUGCCACCACCAUUCCCCUUUGUGGCACCAUAUGCUGUACCACCACCACCAAUGCCACCAGAUCUAACCACAUUCACAGAUGAAGAGCUCAGAGCUAUGGAAGGAAACGAAAGGAAAAAUGUUGAGGAGCGUAUAAAGCUUUUACGCAAUAUACAAUUAAUGCUUGAUGCAGCUAAUGUCCUUAUGCAGAACUAUCAAAUAGUUGCUCCACGUAGUGUCCCAAUAAGUACACCCGCAGCAGCAGCAGCAACAUCUACAUCCGCCACAUCAACAACUAGCAAACCGGAUGAUAUAGCAAAUCCAACAACAUCCAAAGUGACUACAACAGAAAGUAAAACCGAUGAACUACCAUCAACAUCAUCGGCGGCAGCAGCAGCAGUCGCAGCAGCUGCGGCAACAUUAGCGGCAGCAUCACAAAAAGAAAUGCCAAUAAAAGCUGAAGAAAGCAAAGAAAUUCCAGUUGCCAAACACAAUCAAGUAACCAUAGAAGAUUUGGGUGGUGAGGAAGAUGAUCAUAUAGAUGGGCCAGAAAAGGCCACAAUAGCAUCAACUUCGAAGGAAGUGGACAGUACAGCCGAACAGAUAAAUGAGUUGAGAAAACGACGCUUAAAAUUCCUGGAGGAACGCAACAAAACGUCUACAGAAUAAAAGAAUGUUAAGGCUCAAUUUUUAUAAAUGAUGAUCUAUAAUAGUAAAACUUAACUCUUAUAUUUUGAAGGUGGACUGAAAUCGUUUUUUUUUUUUAUAAAACUCUAAAGAAUUAAAACAAACAACAAAAAACAAACAAAA
Musca domestica (house fly) is the source of this 2580-nucleotide messenger RNA. It is a transcript of the gene sip3, whose product is annotated as E3 ubiquitin-protein ligase HRD1. The transcript is spliced from 6 exons. Gene Ontology annotation, cellular component: cytoplasm. Lineage: Eukaryota; Metazoa; Arthropoda; Insecta; Diptera; Muscidae. The record is from RefSeq and is a predicted model, not a curated record. Bases 439 to 2439 code for a protein of 666 amino acids.